Molecule: messenger RNA, 1196 nt
Organism: Populus euphratica (Euphrates poplar)
Lineage: Eukaryota; Viridiplantae; Streptophyta; Magnoliopsida; Malpighiales; Salicaceae
Exons: 3
Coding region: 181-909 (242 amino acids)
Source: RefSeq, a predicted model, not a curated record
AAUUGUUAUCUUCUGUGACUAGCAACGGGCCAAUUCUCCUCUGUGAUUUUGCUGCUUUUGCUAACCUUUUCUGUCUAGGGCAACCCAGCGCUUCAACGGCCAGUAAAGCCUUUAAUAAUUUGUUGGUUACCCACUGUUCCACUUUCACUCUUUCUUGGCUAGUCUGCUUGUCUGCCGACAAUGCAAGCAGAGAAGCAGCAAACUUGGAAAAUCAAAGUACAUGCUAGAGCCAAGAGAUUCCAUUUCAAAUUCAAAGCAACAAAAACAGAUCAACCCAUCUGGAAGUCGCCCAAAUUCUCAAUCUUUCUUAGAAUCCAUAGAUUUUUCCUCCAAGUGAAUACAGAAUCUCGGAAUUCAAUUCCUAGAUGGAAGAAACCAAGAACCCUGAAAUCUAAAUUCCUCAGAUUUUUUCGAAAGUUCAAGACUUUACCUUCAAAGAAACAGGCAGUUGCGGCAGAGAAAACCCAAGAUCUUCAAAACCCAGACAGUAAAUUACAUGUGGAUCGACAGAGAGAGUUUUCUUACAAGAAGCCAGUUUGCAUUGGAUCUAUGCUGGUCGGGACACUGGCAUUGCUUUCAGAAUCAAACUGUGAGAGAAAUCAGAAGGGAAUUAUCAUCCAUGGUUCAUGUGUCUUGCUACUUCUUGCUUUCUUGUUCAAGAAAUAUAUAACGGGACAGGCCAUGACUUUAUUGGUGUUUUUAACAAUGGCAACUGCAGUUUGUGCAGUUAUGUUUCGUUUAGACGAGUACAUGAAUUAUGAUCAAGGUUUGGUCUCAGAAGUUGUCUGGAAGGCAUGGAAUUAUACUGCCUCUUCUGGGUGUUUGUAUGAGCUUUCUCAGGUAAUUUUUUCAAGGUUUGCCAAUCUAUGGGUGUGGUGCAGUCAGAGGCCAAAUAAUUGGAUGACUUGACAUCCCAUUAUCCUAUGAAUGAUAGCCUUAAUGCUACGUUGUAGAUGAAUCAAUUCUUCUUUGAUUAGAUUAGGUGAUUUCUUCUUCUUCUGUCUAUCUUUUACCACACACCACACAUGCCUGUUGUUCAAGAACAAACAAUUUGCAUUUUUCCCACACCAUUAUUUUCUCAACAUCUAUGAAAAUGAUUUGAGUGUACAAGCAUCUCUUUCUAUUAGUGAUUGUUUGAAAGUUUGAAUAUUAAUUGUAAUCUAUUUUGAUCUUUAUAUAUGCUGUUUGUCUGUGUU